AUGCUGGCAAAUAACUUCUCCGCUGCUCCGCGACCUCGCCCUCCUGCCAAGGCCCGCCGUGUCUCUUCUCUGGUCAAGUCUUCUCCACCACCUCCCUAUGCCAUCGCUUCUCCUACCACGAAUGAGCUACCAGAUCCAAGAAAGAAUACCUUGCUUGGUUCGCCCAUCCUAAACACCGUCCAGAUGCUUGGAGGAUGGGAAGCUCAGCCAAUGUCACCACUUGCCGACGAUUGGACCAACGAGAAGUCUAGAGAGGAGCUCUCAGAAUUACUCUUGAAAGCCGAUGGGCUCAUCAAGGAGCGCGAGAGCGCCCUUUAUGCAGAGCUCACCAUGACCACUGCCGUGUGCAAGAGCUUAUACGAAAAUAAUAUGGAGCUCAAGAACAGACAUCAGGCCCUUCUCGCACGUCUGCCUGUUUCCCCCUCCAUCUCGCCUCCUUGCUCUGCAUCCACCUCUCCGGUAUCAUCUUCCCCUCCUCUGCUUCAUUCUCCGCAGUAUUAUGGCGCUACCAUAUCUCGGUCCUCUUCUCGCAUGAGCACAAGUUCGCUAGAGGCACCCCGCUCGCGUCAUCACCGACGGAUUUCGGUGUCUCCAUCUGAUAUAGCUCUUCUUUCGGACCAGAAUGCAGAGCUUCUAUACAAGCUGGAAAAACUCGAGUCCGAGUCUAUUCAGGCUGACCAAGCCGGCCGGCGCAAGCUCCGUAAACUAGAACAGGAGAUCCAGGGCCUUCGCGACGAACUUGACGAGACCAGGGCACGGAGCGAGGAACUGGAAGAGACGGCGCGAAAUGCGCUCAAGGGGCGGGCCAAAGAUGCAGACGAGAUAUCGAGGAAAAAGCUGGAGAGAGAGGAGAGGCUUAGAGCUUUACGGGGAAAACCAGACUAUGACCCGGAAAUCGACGAAGUCAGAGACUUUGCCCCUGGAGGAGCAUUGUCAGCCAAUGGUUCGUCGAAACUAGGCCUUGGCCUACCUUCUUCGUUCAGGUUCAGGUUUACUUCUCACCGAUAUGCGUCCGAGUGUAUCCCUGGUUCUACGUCCAGGCGCGAUGCAAUGGAUGAUCUGGAUGAUUAUCCCCCGACAGCAUCCAUUGGCCGAUCUGUCUCUCAGCCAUCUCAGUUCCCCCCUGCUCAUGAAUAUGCGCUGGUCUCUCAGCUGCUUUUGAAGAUCCGAGAACUUGAGGAGACUAACUCACAGAUCACAGAACAACAAGCCAAGACCGCAGCGCAGAUGCUUUCCGUAAAAAUGGACGCAGAAAGCAUCAGACGUGUAUACGAAAGCCUCGGUGAGGCAGACGACGUUGAAUGGCGGGUAGUAGAAGACGGAAUGGAUGAUACAGAUGGAGAUACCACGGGCGACGAAACAAUUCGGUUCAGAAACCUGCGACGGUCCCUCGACAACGAGCCAUCCCUCGAGUUUGAAGCUGGGAUCAACGCAGACAUCCAAGGUACUCUGCGUAAUGCCCUUGUACCUCAACAUAUUCCUGUCCCUGCUGCUCACAUGCACAAGUCGCGGAAAUCUGUUGUUGGCCUGUUUGAUUCGCCAGGGUCCAUAGAUCGCGAUUCUGGACAUCAACCGCCUCUGUCUCUGACCAUUCCCGGCCUUCCCAUCCCGUUUUCGACAAAUGCAGCUGAGACGCCUACCUCAUCCACGUCGAUCUCACCCGCUUCUGUGGAUGUAUCACCUAUAGAACAUACUGCUCGGACGCUGGACAGUGAACUCGGUAGUCAGAUCGGAGAGGACUGGGGUUUCAGCGCUGGGAAUCACCACUUCAGGACCAGUAGUCUGUACAAUCUGACUGCAAUCACUCCUGCUGCGUCGUCGGGAUCUGGGUUUGGAUCCAUACGCCAGCCCAAUCCGUCAUUUGAAGAGCUUCAUAGUAGAUGUACCACGACCACUGAUAUGGAUACCACAGUAUCAGCCGAUUCACAUUCUCAGAUCUCCUCCGACGAGACUACACCCACACUGACUGAUGUAUCGUCGAAACCAAUGCCGAGUGACGAUCUUCUCCUCCCUGGAACCUGGCGUGGUCAGACACCACCAAUACCGCCUCAUAUCGAAAGUCAAGCCGAGAAAAAGCGACGAAUGUCACAGACGAUCCGCCAGCGUACGACUCGUUGGGGUGAAGGGCGAUUCACAGAAUCGUUACUGACGAACAGAGCUCCACCUCGGACGGAUUCAAGGAUAGAGCCUGACCGUCCGUUAACACCGAUUCCACAGAGGCUGGCAAAUGUGUUUGACGCGGUGGUAGAGACGAUUGCAGGGGGGCGCGAGUCAGGGGAGGCUAGUCCUGCAAGGUCACCUACCACACUCGGUCGCGAGAAUGGAUCUGCGGUGACCCUACGCGUGAGCGAGGUGGUUAAAGAGGAGAGGAAGGGUGGCAUCGUGUCGUUUGUGCUAGAAGUGUGGUUGUGGCUCCAAUUUGUGAUCAUCAUCCUAGUCUUCCUGUGGGCAAUGGCGAAACGCGGGCCAAAGAGCGUUUUGGAAGAUGCAGAGAGGAAGAAGAUGGGGUCUCGCUGAUAUUGGUGUGUGUAUAUAUCGAAUCUACUUGUUGUAAUAUGCCUCUUGUACUAUAGUAUAGUUUCUACUAAUCCUUU
Messenger RNA from Serpula lacrymans var. lacrymans S7.9, 2594 nucleotides. RefSeq lists its product as uncharacterized. The coding region runs from base 1 to 2517 and encodes 838 amino acids. NCBI's taxonomy places the organism in Eukaryota, Fungi, Basidiomycota, Agaricomycetes, Boletales, Serpulaceae. The transcript is spliced from 2 exons. The record is from RefSeq and is a predicted model, not a curated record.